AUGCGCGCGACGUGCCGAGCGCUGCUCGCGUCCGCGCGCCCGCGCGUCGCCGCGCGCGGCGCCCACGACGUCGCCGAGCGUCGAAUCGUCGCCGCGCCCGCGCGCGCGCCGACGACGACGACGUCUUCGACGACGACGACGACGACGACGCGCGCGUUCGGCGGCUCGCCCGCAGAUUCGGCCUCGGCCUCCUCCGAGUCAUCAUCAUGCGCGAGGGUCAAGCCCGGGGAUCACGGCCUCCCGAUCGUGUACCACCCGUCAUACUCCAAGCCCGCGCUGCCGACCGGACACCGUUUCCCGAUGACCGUGUUCAAAGCGCUCUACGAGCGCCUCAUCCGCGAGGGCGUCGCGGUCCCGGGGAAGAAUCUGUUCCAACCCGCGCGCGCGCCGUCGCGAGAGGAGCUCCUCGCCGCGCACUGCGAGACGUACGUCGACGCGUUCUGCGUGGGCGCGCUCGACGACGGCGCGUCCAGGAAGAUCGGGCUGCCGUGGUCCGAGGACUUGGUCGAGCGGACGUUGCACGAGGUGAGCGGGACGAUCCUCACCGCCGACUUGGCGUUGACGUGCGGGAUGGCGAUGAACACCGCAGGGGGGACGCACCACGCGCACAGGGCGCACGGGUCCGGGUUUUGCAUCCUGAACGACCUCGCGGUGACCGCGAAGCGGGUGUUACAGCGCGGUGCCGUGGAGAGGGUGUUGAUCGUGGACUUGGACGUCCACCAGGGCGACGGCACGGCGGCGAUCGUGGAGGACGACGACCGCGUGUUCGUGCUCGACGCGCACUGCGCGGAUAAUUUCCCACAUAAAAAAGCCACCGCGAGUCGGGACAUCGCGCUCGCGAAGGGGACCGGGGACGACGCGUACAUGAAAGCCGUGGAGGAAGGGUUGAGGGAGGUGCUGGAGGAGUUCAAGCCGCAGCUCGUGCUGUACGACGCCGGCGUGGACGUCCACGAGGCGGACGCUCUCGGCGGCUUAUCGCUCACGGACGAGGGCUUGAUACGACGCGAGGCGCUCGUGUUGGACACCGUCGUCGGACGCGGGAUCCCGAUCGCGGGGUUCGUCGGCGGCGGGUACGACGCGGACGUCGCCGCGCUCGCGCGCAGGCACGCGGUGCUGCACCACGUCGCGAGGGAGAUUUACGAGAGCAACAGGCUGUGA
Messenger RNA from Micromonas pusilla CCMP1545, 1158 nucleotides. Its product is annotated as histone deacetylase. Bases 1 to 1158 code for a protein of 385 amino acids. The record is from RefSeq and is a predicted model, not a curated record. The transcript has 4 exons. Gene Ontology annotation, molecular function: histone deacetylase activity. Lineage: Eukaryota; Viridiplantae; Chlorophyta; Mamiellophyceae; Mamiellales; Mamiellaceae.